Molecule: messenger RNA, 1731 nt
Organism: Thamnophis elegans (Western terrestrial garter snake)
Lineage: Eukaryota; Metazoa; Chordata; Lepidosauria; Squamata; Natricidae
Gene: HDHD5
Product: haloacid dehalogenase like hydrolase domain containing 5
Exons: 8
Coding region: 100-1413 (437 amino acids)
Biological process (GO): glycerophospholipid biosynthetic process
Cellular component (GO): mitochondrion
Source: RefSeq, a predicted model, not a curated record
UUCCCUGGCUCCUCCUCCCAGCGCCCUGCGAUCCAUGUGAUCUGGCCGGGAUCGGCCGCCCCCGGGGUUCCCCUCGGGCAGGGACGGUCGCCUAGGCGGAUGGCUUUGCGCUGCUGGCGCUCUGUGUGCAGAGCGGCGCUGGGAAGGGCGCUGCGAGCCGGCGCCGAGCAAAGCAGGGCCGGGUCCGGCCGCUUGUCCAGCCUAAGCCGCGGCUUUGCCACCGCAGCCGCCGGGCUCCAUCAGCCGACAUCUCCCUCAUUUGGAUUCCUCUUUGAUAUUGAUGGAGUGCUUUUACGGGGCCGGUUAGUCAUUCCCGCUGCAAAGAAGGCAUUCCAGAAACUAACAAAUGUGAAGGGCCACUUCCAUGUGCCAGUUGCAUUUGUAACCAAUGCCGGGAAUUGUUCUCGGGAUAGCAAAGCUGAGGAACUGACGGAAGCCCUUGGAUUUAAGGUAUCUCCUGAAUCGGUAAUCCUUUCCUAUAGCCCACUGCAACUUUUCCACCAGCUCCAUGACAAGUGUGUGCUUGUGUGUGGACAAGGUCCUGUGGAACAAAAUGCCAGGGACUUGGGAUUUCACCAUAUUCUCACCAUUGAAGACAUCAGGAAAGCAUUUCCUUUGUUGGAUAUGGUUGAUCAGACGAGGCGACCUAAAGAACUGCCUCCUCCAACCGUUGACUUUCCCGCCAUAGAAGGAAUAAUUCUGUUGGGGGAGCCAGUAAGGUGGGAGACUUGUCUUCAGUUGAUUAUUGAUAUACUCCUGAGCAAUGGAAAUCCAGGAGUAGAGUUCGCUUCUGCGCCAUAUCCACAUAUACCUAUCGUUGCUUGCAACAUGGACCUCUUAUGGAUGGCAGAAGCCAAGAUGCCAAGGUUUGGCCAUGGCACCUUUCUUGUCUGCUUGGAGAACAUCUACAAGAAAAUGACAGGGAAAGAACUGAAGUACGAGGCCCUGUUAGGCAAGCCCAGCACUGUUACUUACCGCUAUGCUGAACACGUGCUCAAGCAGCAGAUGGAGAGUUGUGGCUGGUCAUCCCCUCUUCGCCAACUCUAUGCUAUUGGGGACAAUCCAAUGGCUGAUAUUUAUGGUGCCAACCUCUACCACCGCUACCUCCAGACUCAGGCUGAAGUCAAUGUAACUGCUAUGGCAGCAGAGAAGGAGAAACAUCUGGAGACCCAGAGAGACUGCAAUAUCUCGGUCAGCUCUGCAAAGAGCUGCCAUUCUAUCCUAGUUUGCACCGGGGUCUACAAUCCUCAUGGAGACAUCCCUACUGACCCCGAGAACAUCCUGAAGACUCUAUCCCACGGGCAUCGUGACUUCCAUUUUGAUCCCUCCUUGGUGGAAGCUUCUUAUGUUGUUCAUGAUGUGAAUGAUGCUGUGGAACUUGUAUUUCAAAAAGAGAAUUGGAAACAAGAUUGACCAACAUAAUGCCAGCAGCAUCUGAUGUGGGGAUGCAAGAAAACUUGACCUUUUUCUUGUUUAACUCAUGCCAAAAUGAAAGAAAAUCCUCCAACUCCUUUUGUUUUUGUAGGGAUUAUACUAAACAAUUUUUCAAACCCUGAAAUGGUCAAUUAUGUAGUUUAAAAUUAAUCCCCUUUGCUAACGUUGACUUGGCCACAGAGGCAUAAGGACUACUUAAUUGAACGGAUCACUUGGUGAUCCCAUAGGAUGCACACAUCUGUGAGAUUUUAAAACUCUUCUUUUGCCUAAAAUACAAUCAGUCAUUGAAUAAUCCCA